UGUUCUGGGAGUCUGCUAGGGGACCUGACAGAAUACAGGGAGAAACUAUCCCACUAGCUGAUAUACUGUAGCUGCUCCACACACACUGCUAGACACAGACAGAGAGAGAAGGAGAGAGGUGGAGGCAGAGACAGAGGAAGAGACAGCUGUGGAGUGAGAUAGAGAGAACUGCAGGAAGAGAGCAAGAGAGAGAUAGAGAGAUUUAGAAUUUGACAGACAGAGAAUUAGACAGUGGGAAAGGAGGCACACACAGCACUCACCCUCCACUGACCCCUCGUCUUACCCUCGACUCACCCUUAUCUCCCCACUUACAACAACCUGAGGCAGAGACACACAGCUCUACCAGCGCAGAGAUGAGAUGACUGGACACACACUAACGCACACAUUUUCUCUCUGUUGAAAGAAGACCAGAAUACACACUUUCUUUUUGUUUUCUCUCUCAGCUCCUGCUCUCGUUCUUGGCCAGGAAAAAAAGGAUUACAGUUUAUUUCUUCAGCACAGUCUUUAUUCUCCAAAAGCCCCGAGUCACGUUGGACAAUUUGGAUACGUUCCUCUUUUCUUUCUCCCUCCAAGAGCACAGAGCAACAUGGCACAGGGACAAAAGAACCACAAUAACAGCAGACAGCAGCGGGCACAACUCCUCACUAACCCCUUCUCCACCAUGGCACUGUCCCUCUCCAUGUCCUUCUUCCUCCUCCUCCUCUUCCUCACCUCUCCUGCCUCGACCGCCGACGAAUACGACUACUACAGCUGGCAAUCAGACAACUUCCACAACGGUCGUUUCUACACAAAGCAGCCGCAGUGUGUGGACAUCCCCGCCGAUUUACGCCUCUGUCACAACGUGGGCUACAAGAAGAUGCGCCUCCCCAACCUGCUGGACCACGAGACCAUGCCGGAGGUCAAACAGCAGGCGGGUAGCUGGGUGCCGCUCCUCGCCAAGCGGUGCCACGCAGAUACACAGGUGUUCCUGUGUUCCCUUUUCGCCCCGGUGUGUCUGGACAGGCCCAUCUACCCGUGUCGCUCGCUGUGUGAGGCCGUGAGGGAUAGCUGUGCCCCAGUUAUGGAAACCUACGGGUUCCCUUGGCCAGAGAUGUUGACCUGUGAUAAGUUUCCUAUUGAUAAUGAUCUGUGUAUCCCCAUGCAGUUUGCUGGGAACCAGGCCACCCCGGCUCCAGCAUCUAAAACCUGCCCUCCAUGUGACAACGAACUGAAAGCUGACACCAUUAUGGAACAUUACUGUGCCAGUGACUUUGCUAUCAAGAUGAAGAUCAAAGAAGUGAAGAAAGAGAAGGGCGACCGUAAACUCAUCGCUGCCCAGAAGAAGAAGAAGGUGCUCAAGAUGGGUGUCCUGCGUAAGAAGGACUUGAAGAAGCUGACACUGUACAUAAAGAACGGAGCCAACUGCCCCUGUGCUCAGCUCGACAGUCUUGGCAGUAACUUCCUCAUCAUGGGUCGUAAGGUGGAUCAGCAGCUGCUGCUCAUGUCCAUCCACAAAUGGGAGAAGAAAAGCAAGGAGUUGAAGUUCGCCAUCAAGUAUAUGAAGAGUCAUCAGUGUCCCACCUAUCAUACUGUCUUCCAGUGACCUUAGUGACACAACAAUCACAACCCUACUCCCAGUCUUCCCCAGUUGUCCCCCCCUCUCCCGUCUAUCCUUCCAUUGUCCUACCUAUCAUACUGUUUUGCUGUGACACUGUGGAGAUGUAUCCUUCAUAUCCAGUGGUUUUGUGAUGCCUGUAGAAGUGGGUAUACUCUAAUUCUGCCAAAAAUAUUCCCAAAUGGCCCGUCAAAGGAAAGGCAAAAAAUAUAUAUAUUUUCCUAUAGUUUUUCUGUAUUUUCCUAUAGAUUUUUCAGGUUUUCACUCUCAGAAUCACACUUUUUUUAUAUAUAGAAAAACAAAUGUAUGUUCUAAGUCCAUGAUAAUGCUUAACCACAUCAGGGGACCAUUUUUGAGGCCUGGGAAAAUCAUAAUAAAAUAUUUUUGGCAGGUAGUAGUUGCCCAUUAAUUCAGUUGUGCACCUAGCAAGAUACCCUUUAUGCACUACUAAUGCAAAAUACAGUAACUACAUAUUUGUUGACUGUCUGAUCCGUCUUCAAAGUAUUUUUCUGUCUAGACAGACAGCAUUCUCUGAUUCUCAAUAAUAUCUUCUGAUCAACUGGUUUGUUCUUGUGUGAGGAAACUUAAUUCCACAUUAAUCAGAUAAUAUACUUAGCCAUUAGAAUGGAUCAAAGACUUUUGAACAAAUUCGUAGUUACUGCAUUUUGCCUUUGUAGGGUGGAAUUUGGCUCGUGGUGUUUCUGUACUGUACAAUGUCUUACAUGUGAUGGCAGAGUUUGUAAAACAAAAGCCCUCCCAAUUGAUACAAAUCAUCAUGGUAUCAUUCUACCAGGUAGGCCUACUUUGUAAUCAACAUUUAAUUGGAAAGGAUUUUUGCCAGAAAUUUUCAUUCAAACAGCGCAUGAUGACUGAAUUGCACACCAAUUUCGGACCCCACUUUUUCAAUAUCUGGUUUGCAUACACAUUGUUGCCUUAGAUAGCAUUUACUGGUAGAUAUCAAAAGUUGAAACGUCUUUCCUACCUACCCUACUAACCGAUGUCGUUCUUCUGUGAGCUGCUCCAUGAAACAACCAGUUGAUAGCUGCGCACUCUUGCUGUCUGCUCUGAAACUAGGCUAUGUGUGCAGCUCACGUGUGAAUAUACACCAUAUUUACAAAAGUAUUUAGACAUCCCUUCAAAUGAGUGGAUUUGGGUAUUUCAGCCACACCCAUUGCUGGCUGGUGUAUAAAAUCGAGCACACAUCCACGCAAUCUCCAUAGACAAACAGUGGCAG
Molecule: messenger RNA, 2828 nt
Organism: Oncorhynchus gorbuscha (pink salmon)
Lineage: Eukaryota; Metazoa; Chordata; Actinopteri; Salmoniformes; Salmonidae
Gene: sfrp5
Product: secreted frizzled-related protein 5
Exons: 3
Coding region: 587-1582 (331 amino acids)
Biological process (GO): negative regulation of canonical Wnt signaling pathway; non-canonical Wnt signaling pathway; canonical Wnt signaling pathway
Molecular function (GO): Wnt-protein binding
Source: RefSeq, a predicted model, not a curated record